CACGUACACACAGCUUAGCUAGUGAAGAAGCUCAAGGGAGAGAGCUGUGUUGCGAUUGCCGGCCGGCCAUGGCGGGCGAGCAGCUCAACGUGCUGAAGGCGCUGGACGCGGCCAAGACGCAAUGGUACCAUUUCAUGGCCAUCGUGAUCGCCGGCAUGGGCUUCUUCACCGACGCCUACGACCUCUUCUGCAUCGCGCUAGUGACCAAGCUGCUGGGCCGCAUCUACUACACGGACCCCUCCAGCCCGAACCCCGGCAACCUGCCGCCCAACGUGUCGGCUGCCGUGACCGGCGUGGCCCUCUGCGGCACGCUGGCCGGUCAGCUCUUCUUCGGGUGGCUCGGCGACAAGCUGGGCCGCAAGAGCGUCUACGGCUUCACCCUCAUCCUCAUGGUGCUCUGCUCCAUCGCCUCGGGACUCUCCUUCGGCCACACCCCCAAGUCCGUCAUCGGCUCGCUCUGCUUCUUCCGCUUCUGGCUCGGCUUCGGCGUCGGCGGCGACUACCCGCUCUCGGCCACCAUCAUGUCCGAGUACGCCAACAAGAAGACCCGUGGCACAUUCAUCGCCGCCGUCUUCGCCAUGCAGGGCUUCGGCAUCCUCUUCGGCACCAUCGUCACCAUCAUCGUCUCCGCCGCGUUCCGGCACGCGUUCCCGGCCCCGGCUUACUUCAUUGACCCCGUGGCGUCCAUCGGCCCGGAGGCCGACUACGUGUGGCGGAUCAUCCUCAUGUUCGGCACCAUCCCGGCCGCGCUCACAUACUACUGGCGGAUGAAGAUGCCCGAGACGGCGCGGUACACGGCGCUGAUCGCGCGCAACACGAAGCAGGCCACGGCCGACAUGUCCAAGGUGCUCAACAAGGACAUCACGGAGGAAGAGGACCGCGUCGUGGAGCGGCAGGCGGUGGCCGGGGACACCUGGGGACUCUUCUCGCGGCAGUUCAUGCGGCGCCACGGGUGGCACCUGCUGGCCACCACGAGCACCUGGUUCCUCCUCGACGUGGCCUUCUACAGCCAGAACCUGUUCCAGAAGGACAUCUUCACCAAGGUCGGCUGGAUCCCGCCGGCCAGGACCAUGAACGCCAUGGAGGAGCUCUACCGCAUCGCGCGAGCCCAGGCGCUCAUCGCGCUCUGCGGGACAGUCCCGGGUUACUGGUUCACCGUGGCCUUCAUCGACGUCAUCGGCAGGUUCUGGAUCCAGCUGAUGGGGUUCGCCAUGAUGACCGUCUUCAUGCUGGCCAUCGCGGCGCCGUAUAACCACUGGGUGCAGCCGGCAAACCACACGGGCUUCGUCGUGCUCUACGGGCUCACCUUCUUCUUCGCAAACUUCGGGCCCAACAGCACGACAUUCAUCGUGCCGGCCGAGAUCUUCCCGGCAAGGCUCCGGUCGACGUGCCAUGGCGUUUCCGCCGCGGCGGGCAAGGCCGGGGCGAUUAUUGGGGCGUUUGGGUUCCUCUACGCGGCGCAGGACCCGGAGAAGCCUGACGCUGGGUACUCGCGCGGGAUUGGCAUCCGGGCCGCGCUCUUCGUGCUCGCGGGGACGAAUUUCCUGGGAAUGUUGCUGUCGCUGCUGGUGCCGGAGUCCAAGGGCAGGUCGCUCGAGGAGAUCUCCAAGGAGAACUUCGGCGACGAGGAGGACGCCGUUGCCCCGGUCGGUGUCUAGACUCACCAGACACACAUAUCAAGGAUCCGUCCGACCGAGUUAUAUCUACACGUGCAUGGUUUGGUGUGUUUGUUUUUGCUUUGCCGUAUGUGGCCGCUAGCUUUCUGAAUUGGUUCGUGUGGCUUGCCGUUUGCGUUUAAAUUUCCACACACUUGUUUCUUUGAUUUUUCCCGUAAGUAAAGUACUCCGGAGUUGCGUUUGUACUGGUGUGGAUCAUGUCUUUCUUGAAAGAAAAUUUGCAGAAACGGGAAUUUGAUAUGGGGAAUA
This is a messenger RNA of Brachypodium distachyon (stiff brome), 1925 nucleotides long. RefSeq names its product inorganic phosphate transporter 1-2. The record is from RefSeq and is a predicted model, not a curated record. Gene Ontology annotation, biological process: transmembrane transport; phosphate ion transport. The transcript has a single exon. Gene Ontology annotation, cellular component: membrane. Bases 69 to 1658 code for a protein of 529 amino acids. Gene Ontology annotation, molecular function: phosphate transmembrane transporter activity. Lineage: Eukaryota; Viridiplantae; Streptophyta; Magnoliopsida; Poales; Poaceae.